AUGAUGCUCUCACGAUCUAUCAUUGCUCAAAUUAUCCAAAUCGAGAUACUAAAUUCUAGCCAUAGUAACAGCGCGGUGAAAGGUUCUCAAAAUACCAAAGUGAGGAAUCCACCAGUAACGAACCCAUCAAAUUGUUGGAGAAAAUCCAAAGUCGCGUCGCACGUCUCCCACGAUGCGACGCUAGCGCGCCCUACCCCAGAUUUCCAGCAACCUACCAAAAGAUUUCGAACCCGACAACCACCAACACCCACGACACCACGCGCCCUCACAACCACCACCAUGGCACCCACACAAGGCAAGCGCAAAUCCCUGCGCGCCAAAGCCAGCAGCGGCAGCAAACCCACCCCCAGCACCAGCGCCCCAACCCCCUCAGGCCCAGUCCUCGACACGCCGUUCACGAACUUCCACGCGACAAAAAAAGACAAGCGCGACAUGAAGCACUCGCUGCUGCUCAGCAAAGUGCAGAAAUCGGCGCCAGGCUCCGGCUCUAAAAAGCGGCGCCGCCCGAACAAGCAACUCGUGACGACGCUGUCGUCGCUCGCAGACGCGCUACCCGAUGCCGCGGACGCUGGGUUCGGCGAUGGCGACGAGGAUGGUGCUGUUGAGGUCGGGCAGGCUGUGAUUCGCCAGCGCAGCUUGAAAAGUAGGCCUGGUGCGUUGAAGAGGAAGGAGAAGCUUGAGCGUGUGGAGCGCGAGCGCUUUGGUCGCAACUUGGCGCUUAUGAGUGCGGGACAGCCGCAGGGCGAGCAGAUGCAGGCGCAGGCGCAGGCGCCUGUGGCGGCGACGACUGGGGAUCGGUGGAAGGCGUUGAGAGGGUUUAUUGAGGGGACGAUGGAGCGGAAGAAGGAGUUUGUGACGGGUUGAGUUGGUGGCGAGGGAUUGACUGGCUGGAUUGUGGCGAGGCUCGUGAUGGCGAGGUCGCUCUGGGAAGCUUGUGUUGCUGCGAAGCAUUUUCUGCUGGAACGUAUGCUUCGUGCAUGGAUACGGCGCAGACGGAUGUCCCUGGGUCCCACUCUUGUGGCUUGGGCAUUGAAGGCUUCAGGACGGCGUAUACGGUAUUGCAGUACAGACACCCAGACAUCAGCAACUGGGAAGCAUAGAC
Messenger RNA from Aplosporella prunicola CBS 121167, 1102 nucleotides. RefSeq lists its product as uncharacterized. The record is from RefSeq and is a predicted model, not a curated record. Gene Ontology annotation, biological process: maturation of SSU-rRNA from tricistronic rRNA transcript (SSU-rRNA, 5.8S rRNA, LSU-rRNA). Bases 1 to 864 code for a protein of 287 amino acids. Gene Ontology annotation, cellular component: nucleolus; 90S preribosome; preribosome, small subunit precursor. The transcript is spliced from 2 exons. Lineage: Eukaryota; Fungi; Ascomycota; Dothideomycetes; Botryosphaeriales; Aplosporellaceae.